Messenger RNA from Aplysia californica (California sea hare), 1909 nucleotides. Its product is annotated as putative ferric-chelate reductase 1 homolog. The record is from RefSeq and is a predicted model, not a curated record. Lineage: Eukaryota; Metazoa; Mollusca; Gastropoda; Aplysiida; Aplysiidae. Gene Ontology annotation, molecular function: oxidoreductase activity, acting on metal ions.
AAAACCCGCGGGGUGGGAUCGUGCACAGGAAAAGAGGCUUCAUAGCGGAACGCUCCCAAUCCUGUUAUAGCGUGCGAGUAAAGGGAAACUCAGGCGAACAGGUAACACAGACACACACGCACACGUGGAUUCGGUCAGUGUGGAGGAAUACCAGACGCUGCUCCCAUACUUCAUGAUUUUAACGAGCAAGAAGCACUGACCAGUCCCAAGCUCCACGUCAGGAUGGUCAACAGUGCCUCUUAUGGAUGUCUGCUCGCUUGGAUUAUGAUCAUGGCGUUCGUUUCUGUCUCAGAUGGAUUCGAAACAGGGGCACCACCAAACACCUGCUGGACACGCUACCCGAAGCAUGGUGGUCGUGGGACACAGACAACCAUCUGUCCUUACGUCAUUCGGCUGUCAUCUGAAACUUAUCUACCAGGACAAGAGAUUACUGUCACAAUAGAAGACCCAAAGCAACAAAGAACAUUUAGCGGCUUCCAGAUUGCAGCCUUCCGUAGCGGGAGUAGUGAGCCAGGAAACACAGAGGAGGCCGUGGGUCGCUUCACUCAAGUGCCGGAGGGAAAAGUUCGACUCUUCUCUUGUUUCCCUGGAUACAAAAACAUGGCGACACACAUCAAUGAUCACCAGGUGAAGACAAUUGUUCUGAAAUGGCGCGCCCCUAACAUAAAUGUUGGAAAUCUCACUUUCAGGACUACAAUUGUUGCUGAUUUUGAGACUUUCUGGACCCGAGAAAAGAAAAGCCUUACCGUGGACCGACGUGUUAGCGCCCCUGUAGAAGGGACGACGUUCGCGGUUUACCCUCUGACUUCACUUGUCAAAAGCGUUGACCUCACAGACUGUGGAGAGACCAAGGGCUGCCUUCUCUAUCCCCGCCAGUGCACUGGCAACAACUGUAUCGCCGCCGUCAGUUUCCAGUAUCGUGUUGCAACAGACGAUUUCUUCAUCGAAAUGUAUUCAGAUGCUGCAAAGAAUUACGUCGCUGUGGGAUUUUCGGCCGACAAGAAGAUGGGCCACGAAGAAACAAUCUCCUGUGUCGCCCAAGAUGGUGAGAUGAGCAUACAACAGGGGUGGAAUCCAGCUCUCUACAAUGAAAGAUUGCUCACUCGUUAUCUUUCUGAUAUGGAAAUCAGACAAGCCGAUGGGCGACUUGAGUGCCGCUUUGUCCUGGCACGUAAGUCAUACGUGUACCGUAUUGAUGGGUCAGCAACUCGUCUACAGUAUAGCAACCUGACGUAUGACCGCGAUGACCCGUGGUACAUCCAGCUGGCCUGGGGCAAGAGUAUGCCAGAAUCCAACGUGAUUUCUUAUCACAAAGAAAUGCCUGCCGUGUCAGAUGACAAAAUUGUGAUGAAGGACAUCGCUGUUUACAGAGGUUCUGCUUUUCCCGUCCUUGUUCAAGCUCAUGUGGCUUUAAUGGUGGUCAGCUGGAUAUUCCUCAGCGGCAUAGUGACUGUGUUAUCAAGACAUUACCGAAACUGGAUGCCUCGUGUCAGGAUCUGUGCCACCAAAGUUUGGUUCCAGCUCCACAGAACUCUGGCUGUUAUAAUGUUCAUCUUCACUGGGAUUGGUGUUACAGUCAUAUUUGUACAUUAUGGCGCAGUCAUACGUAAGACUGCUAUACCCCAUGCUUACGUGGGCCUGGCUGUAACAGCUUCCGUGGGUGUCCAAGUCAUAGCCGGCUUCUUCCGUCCUGGCUCCGACAGCAAGCUCAGACCGCUAUUUAACUGGGGCCACCGACUGUUGGGCCAGGCUUCUCAUAUUUUGGCGGCUGCCACAAUGUUCCUGGGCUUUGACAUUGACUACAUCACCAAGGACAUGCGCUUUUUUGGCUUCGUUGCCUUAGGUGUGUGGAUAGGGGUGCAACUGUUGUGGCAUCUCAUCUUUGAAGUGUUCAGGUGUCGUCGAAAAG